UCAAACGAUGUCAGCGUUUGUCUUAUCAGCUGGCAGCGGAUUCAGUCUCGCAACGAUGUUGAAGCUAAGCAGCCGCCUGCAAGCGCACAAAGUGCUCUCUUUAUCCCUACGCCACGCCUCCUCCACAGCGGGCGAAGGCGAACGAACAGCGCUCUAUGAUUUCCAUGUGCGUAAAGGCGGCAAGAUUGUCAACUUUGGUGGCUAUGCUUUGCCUGUGCAGUACUCAGAUCAGAGCAUCAUUGCCUCUCAUCUAUAUACACGAAGUGUUGGUUCAAUCUUCGAUGUGUCGCACAUGCUGCAGACGUUUGUGCGGGGCAAGGAUGCGGCGGCGUGUCUCGAAACCAUUUGCACGGCGGACAUACGUGAUAUGCCCGCGGGAAGUGGAAGUUUGACAGUGUUCACCAACGAGCAGGGCGGCAUUCUGGAUGAUCUGAUAGUAAACAAGGUGAAUGAGCAGCAGCUGUAUGUGGUCUCCAAUGCAGCAAUGAAGCAACAGGAUAUGCAAAUCAUGAGCAAUGCGGUGUCGUCCUACAAAUCCCAGGGCAAAGAUGUAUCCAUUGAGUUUCUCAACCCCUCGGAUCAAUCGCUUAUCGCCGUGCAAGGACCAAAGGUGGCACAAGAGCUGAGUAAGCUUCUAAAGCAACCUAAGGAUUUCGAGCAACUUUACUUUAUGCGCUCAGCGCUCUUUGAGUUGGCUGGCAUUAACAAUGUGCGCAUUACACGUUGCGGCUACACAGGCGAGGAUGGCGUUGAGAUCUCUGUGCCCUCCUCUCAGGUGGAGUCACUGACUGAAGCGCUGCUCGCUGGCGGUCAACUGAAGCUGGCUGGUCUCGGUGCCCGUGACUCGUUGCGUCUGGAGGCAGGUCUUUGUCUCUAUGGCAGCGACAUUGAUGCAGAGACUACCCCCGUGGAGGCGGCACUCGCUUGGCUGGUUGCCAAGCGGCGUCGCAGCACUGCUGACUUUCCAGGAGCUCAGCGCAUACUGGAGCAACUGAAGCAGGGCGUCCAGCGGCGACGUGUCGGCGUGCAAAUGCUCGGUGCGAAGCCACCACCAGCUCGUGCCGGUGUUGGCAUCUUUAGUGGAGGUCAGCAGGUGGGUCAGUUGACUAGUGGUUGCCCCAGUCCCAGCACGGGACGGAACAUUGCCAUGGGCUAUGUGGAGGAGCAACUGAAGAAGCCAGGCACUCAGGUGCAGCUUAAAGUACGUGAGAAAUUCUACGAGGCGGAGAUCACGCGAAUGCCCUUCGUUAAGGCCAACUACUUUAAUAAGCCAAAGUAAUAAAGUCAAGCUUAAACUUAAA
Molecule: messenger RNA, 1301 nt
Organism: Drosophila sulfurigaster albostrigata
Lineage: Eukaryota; Metazoa; Arthropoda; Insecta; Diptera; Drosophilidae
Product: aminomethyltransferase, mitochondrial
Exons: 2
Coding region: 8-1279 (423 amino acids)
Biological process (GO): glycine catabolic process
Cellular component (GO): mitochondrion
Molecular function (GO): aminomethyltransferase activity; protein binding
Source: RefSeq, a predicted model, not a curated record